This is a messenger RNA of Colletotrichum tamarilloi, 993 nucleotides long. RefSeq lists its product as uncharacterized. The coding region runs from base 1 to 993 and encodes 330 amino acids. The record is from RefSeq and is a predicted model, not a curated record. NCBI's taxonomy places the organism in Eukaryota, Fungi, Ascomycota, Sordariomycetes, Glomerellales, Glomerellaceae. The transcript is spliced from 3 exons.
AUGCGCAACUCAAUUGUCCUCAGCCCCGGCCUGGCCCGCCCCUCGACAUUUCAUACAACCCGUCGAUCGUUCGUGACCACCGCUGCAAAGAGUGUCGCCGCCGCUACUUCAUCUCCAGCGUCUGCGCCACCGCUGAACCCACGAUGGCUUUCUGAGCUGCAGUCGCGCAUCAAGCGGUGCGCCGGGCUCGACCUCAGCGGGCAGCAGAAGGAGGAGUUGACGGCUCUGCGGAAGGCUGUCGAUGGGCAGUGGUUGGAGUUGCUCGCCGGACGGGAGGGGUUCCUCACCGGUCCCGGGUGGAGGGGCCUUGACAGACAUACAGUGACUUGGGGAGACCAGGUGAGAUGCAAUGGGUAUGGCUCGCACCCCGAAUACACCAUGAGUCUCAAUCUCACAUCUGUAGGUCAUGUAAACAAUGUCGUCUACAACAAGUACGCCGAGUCGGCGCGGGUCAACUGGCUUCGUAACUUUGCGACGACGGUGGAUCCUGAGCACAAGGAUGAGUGGGACCAGCUCAUGAGCCCAAAGGACAUUGGCCUCAUCAUGAGAAGCAUCAAAACGGACUACAAGUUUGUGAGUGACGCUCUCAUCAACAGGAACCACCAGGAACCGAAAGUCGUUGUAUUUUUUGGCGCCGCGGCGGUUGAGCCUAAAACACCUGAAUCGCUCACACUGACAACCAAUGUGAAGCCAAUGGCCUACCCAGACCACGUGACGGUCCUCCAUAAGCUUGUUUCCAAGCCGACAUACGAAUCAGAUUUCAUCCUACUUGAAGCUCUUCUCAUCUCCGAGGGCCACCGUCGCCCUGCCGCCCGCUGCUUCGAGGAUAUCGUGGUCUACGACUACAAGACCGCCAAGAGGGCGCCGCUGAAGCCCUUCAUGGUCGACCGGCUACGGGAGACAUACGAGGCGCAAGAGCAGAGCAAGAUUGGCUGCGAGGAAAAAGUAAAGGGUCUCGUCGACAUUGUCGAGCGUCUCGAGAAGGCCGCGUAA